GGUUUUAGACCGUAUGCGAUUGGUUUAGAGUGAGUUUUUGUUCGUUAGAUUUCGUUCUCCAUUUGAAUAUUUGAUUUGCAGUGUAGUGUUGGGCUGAAGUGUAGUGCUGUGCUCGUUUCCGAGUACUUGUGUUUUUCAUAACGGCGUUACCGGCGUUGCUACUUAUAGAUACGCUGAUAAUAUUCGUUUAUCAUUUUCGAUAAGGUUUUAUCAUCGAAAUAUAUGAUUGUUGUUUCAAUACCUAGUAGUCUAUAUUUUAGUUACAAGGAAAGCAAAGAUCAACAGGAGUAGCCAAUCACGAGCCGCUACGAAACAAAUGGAUUAGCCUUAUAUUAUAAUAUAAGCCAAUCAAAUUAGCUUAAGUAUAACCUUCAAAAUGUCCCAUCACAUAGUAACGGUGUGCAUGUUCUGCCUCCUCUGCGCCGCACACACCUGCGGCUCACACAUAGACAUACAGAACGACGGCGUACUAACAUACGACGCAAAAUUCAAUGACCCAGAACAUAUAAAUAUAGAUCUAGCAGAGAAAAGAAGAUUACCCUCGCGAUAUCAUCAGAAACUCCAGAAAAUACGACAGGGUAAGACGAAAAGAGAGGUCAAAGUCAACCCUGAUACAUAUGUCACGCAGAUCUUCAGGUUGUAUGGUGAUGCGGGGAGUAUGACCAUGAAUUUGACUGGGUUCAAUAAGAUGCUUGAGGAGUUGGACCUCCACAAGCUGGUGGAAGGUGGGGAGAAGAGCGAGAGCAGAGGAUACUUCCACGGGCAGAACGGGAAAGAGGAUGUUGUUAAUUGUAUGAACAGCUCCGACCUUAUCACAACAGUCAAUACGAGGUUAAAACCUGACCACGACCACGGCCACGAGGACCACAGCCAUCAACACGAGGUGGACGCCGUCAUCACCGAGGCCACGCUACAGACCAUAUGUCCCAUCCUCCUCUAUCAGAAACUAGCCAACACGUCAAUAGAAAGAUCUGGCUGCGUCAAAGAAACAAGCAUAGGGAGGCGAAGCGACGUCGUAGUCAAACAUGUAGAAAAAGAAAUUGCGUACACCAGAAAUAUGUACGCGGUCUGGUUGUACUCGUCUCUUAGUAUAUUAGCAAUCAGUGCGUGCGGACUUUUGGGAGUAGCCGUCAUCCCCAUCAUGCACAAAACUUAUUACAAUCAUCUACUACAGUUUCUAGUAGCUUUAGCCGUCGGUACGUUGUGUGGUGAUGCGUUACUACAUCUCAUGCCCCACGCUAUGAGCCCAAUGCAUGAUCACAGCGGGCAUGGCGAGACAGAUCUUGAACUUAGCUCGUCACACGACGAUGGGAUGUGGAAAGGACUAGCAGCUAUGCUUGGAGUAGUAUUCUUCUACUUCACAGAAAAGGGCCUAACAGUUGUGGUUGAAUGGAGAAAACGUCGCCAGAAGUUGGAAGAAGAUAAACUGCCUUCAAGAGUGAGAGUGUUGAAAGACGAGACAGGGGGAGGUUGUUCGGGAGGUUCCAAAGCUCCUAUCACCAACUCAACCUCAAAUUCUCUUCUCAAAAUCUUUAAGAGAGAUGAAAAGGGUGAUCCCACAACGAAAACGUGCAAACACAAGUAUUCUGAAUAUCCAUACUGCUAUGAUGAGAUUGAUACUGACACACACGACGACCAUCACCUCAGGGACGGGAUCCCUUCAAGUCCAAAACAUGGUAAGAAGAACAAUUCAGUCAGUGUGGUGUCUUCGAAUGCUCUCAACCCUGAGGGUAAGGAGGAGCCGUCUGCGAAGGACUGGCUGCUGAAGGCCGAGUCCACGCCGGCGGUCGUGGAAAUGAACAAUAUUAAACAUAAGGAAGAUGGGGUUAAGGAUCUAAAAGAUCUCAAAGACGGGGAUAGUUAUACUGUUAUUUUGAGAGAGCACUCCCGCGCCCACCACGGGCACUCUCACGCUCACGGGCACGUGCACGCGCCGCCCUCGUCCAUCGCGUCCGUCGCGUGGAUGGUCAUCAUGGGCGACGGCCUGCACAACUUCACCGAUGGAAUGGCUAUAGGUGCUGCAUUCGCUUCAAACAUAGCUGGUGGUUUCUCCACAGCCAUCGCUGUUUUAUGCCACGAAUUGCCACACGAACUAGGCGACUUCGCAGUCCUGCUGAAGGCGGGCAUGUCGGUGAAGCGCGCGGUGUGCUACAACAUCCUGUCGUCGGGGCUGUGCCUGCUGGGCAUGGUGUGCGGCGUGCUGGCCGGACACGCGCCCUCCGCCACGCGCUGGCUGUUCGCCGCCGCCGCCGGCAUGUUCCUGUACAUAGCGCUCGUCGAUAUGAUGCCAGAACUAAGUACAUCGCACAGCAAAGAGGGCACAUUCUGCCAGUGCGUGCUACAACUGAUGGGGCUCGCGACUGGCAUUGGCAUAAUGCUGGUCAUUGCUCUCUACGAGCAGGACCUCAAGAACUUAUUCGGUUAACGUGUUAAAGUGACGAAAUCCGUGCUAAUGACAAAAAUCCGUGCUAAUGUGACCAAAAUCCGUGAUCCGUGCAAAAUGUGAAAUGAUUCGCUGAGGAUAAUGUACAGUGCCAAGGACUGGCUUGAUUCCUAAGUGUUGUUAUAAGUUAAACUAUGCGUAGGGGCUAACACAGCCUUGUACAGUUGAUACGAGAGAGAGAAAUUGAGAUAUUCUUCAAAAAUGUAAUUCGUGUGUGAAUCUUGUAGUUUACUUAUUUGGUGCUAGUUUUCGCCGUAUUUGUAUGGUAAAUGGUAUCACUAGGACAAUUUUCAUUCAAUAGUACUUAACAGAAAGAGUGUUUAUUUGUGUUGCGCUAAUCUUUGAAACUACCUGUCCGUUUUUAUAUAUUUUUGUAUUUGAUGACACUCAGACACGGAACAAAUGAUCAUGCUCAUCAACAAACAUUUGUCCUGGGUGGGAAUCGAACCCACGACCUCGAUAGAAGUCAGGGUCACUAACCACUAGACCAACAGGCCAUUUAAACCAAAAUUUGAUCAUUAGUGAUACCAAAUACCUUAACAAUGCUUCAAAAAAGCAUUAUUAUCCAUUUUCCUAUAUUUUAGUUAUCAUAAUAACAUUGACUGUAAAAAACUUCAAACAAAUUCUUUUUUCAAUAAUUUUGUGAAUAGACAAUUAAAAUGUAUGUAAAAAUGUAAUUUCUCUAAAAUAUAUAAUUAUGUACUUAUAAAUGAAAGAAUUGUGAUAACAAUACUACGAAUUCAAUUUGUUGCUCGAAUAUUUAAUUUUUUAUUUAUAAAUGUAUGUAGAUUGUCACUUUAAAAUAUACUAUAGGAUGUGGUCAAUUUAGGUCUUUAUUUAGUAUGUACUUAUUAUAUAUAAUAUAUGUAUAGUUUAGUUUUAAAACAAAA
Messenger RNA from Trichoplusia ni (cabbage looper), 3333 nucleotides. It is a transcript of the gene foi, whose product is annotated as zinc transporter foi-like. Bases 377 to 2425 code for a protein of 682 amino acids. The transcript is spliced from 7 exons. Gene Ontology annotation, molecular function: zinc ion transmembrane transporter activity. Gene Ontology annotation, cellular component: membrane. The record is from RefSeq and is a predicted model, not a curated record. Lineage: Eukaryota; Metazoa; Arthropoda; Insecta; Lepidoptera; Noctuidae. Gene Ontology annotation, biological process: zinc ion import across plasma membrane; intracellular zinc ion homeostasis.